Messenger RNA from Desarmillaria tabescens, 195 nucleotides. RefSeq lists its product as uncharacterized. The record is from RefSeq and is a predicted model, not a curated record. Bases 1 to 195 code for a protein of 64 amino acids. NCBI's taxonomy places the organism in Eukaryota, Fungi, Basidiomycota, Agaricomycetes, Agaricales, Physalacriaceae. The transcript has a single exon.
AUGGCCGCCCGAGGUUUCCACUGGUUUCGAACUAACCUUCGGCUGAGAAGUUGCCCGACUUUGCGCACUGCACUCGAUUUAAAUCCAGAGGCUCUAUACUCGGUUUGGUCCUGCAUUCUUGGGGUCGUCCUCAUGUUGACCCGCAGAUAUGGACAUGGGAUCCGGAAUAUGUUUACGCUCAUAGCUUUGGCGUGA